AAUAACUAAAAAUUAAACAGCUAAUAAAAUCAUAAAUACAUAGAUGUAGAUUACCAGCUUACUAAACUGCCACCUAUGAAGCGUUGAUAAAAAGGCGACUUUUAAUUACGUAAUUUAAAUGACUGGACAUGGGUUGUCUACUGUGCCAUCGAGCAGAAGGAUCUUAUAAGAUGACCUUGGGGCCCUGGGGACUAGAAUGUGCAUGGGUGGAUUGGGACAGAAUUGUUUUGGCAUUCCUGGAGUGAUCAACGAAAUGGAGAAUCGAAAGCGGAAGAAGCAUCAGGCCAAUCUAUUCUCUCCUGAGGCCAUAAGAUCUCAUUUGUCUGCCAAAAAAAGGUAGAAGCCGAUAUAGAUAGUCAUGUGGAAUUUCUUCGCAGAGUUGACCUCAACGCAGUGGACAACCUCAAGGAAGAUGAAGCACUCGCGAUAUUGUCGGCCAAGCUCACUUUGAAUGGACUGUCAGUCUUGAAGUUGGCCAUGAAUCAUGUACCAUGUACGUACACGAUGCAUUGCAGGGAAUUUGAAGGCUUUCCUUUACGUACUGUUUUAAUCCAUAACAUUGUCACUGCCUGUUGUAGCUCUCGUUCCCUUGAUUCGCUCGCCAAUGUUCAUCUGUAUGUCAGUUUCCUUGAAAAGUAUUGUACGGAAUUCCUCUGUAGUCCCGAGGUUCUACCGCACGACAAACUUUGGAAGCUAUGUGAAAACGGUGGAUACCGUUACACCAAAUUUUUGUCACCUCCAACAAAAUCUUGCCUAAACUGUGGGGAAGGCAUCACGAUGCACAACCCACGCUCGAAAGCCAAAUUGUUCACCCUUCAAGGCCCUAUUCCUGCAUCGAAAAUCACUCUUGAGUGCAAAGGUUGCAAAAUAAGCUAUGGGAUAACACAAUUCACGGAUAGUACAGGAGCCCAUUUCUAUCCAAAUUCAAUAUCAAGUCAUGUGAUACAGAUGACAAACACCUCAUGCAUGACUCAAGAGUUGUACAGGUGGAUACCUUCUCUCAGCAAGCAUUCUUGGGUUUCUUUUAGUGGCUUUUCAGAGUCGUACAAUGAAGUGUACUUUAAAGAGAUUGACAGGUUUUCAAACACGCUGUCUGUUGACAAAGAUGACUCUGAAGAUGAUGAAAAGGAUGACCCUGAGAGUUCUUCUACCGGAGUGAUGAUCACUGGUGAACUGACAGCUAAGUUCGCUGCUAAAAGCUACUGGAAGAAGGAACUGGAGGAAGAGCUUAAUGACUUGGGAAUACAAGAAAAGUGGUCUUUCAACAAGACUAGUGCAUUACCUUAUUCUGGAAGUGAAGAGGAUGCAAUGGAAUAUGUGGAAAGCAGACGUUCUGAGCAGUUGUAUGCUCACACUUGCUCUAAACUUUGCUCAGAUAAAGACUGCUGUUUGAGUGAAUUAUCUUGGAAUGUUUAUGAUUCCCAUUUAGCCAAUAAUCUCAGUGGACUCUUCGUGUAUUGCCAAGACACUGAAAGCACUGUGGAUACAACUCUUCACUGUACUUUACCUUCUUCUUAUUCAAGAUACUAUGAAGAACAGUAUAAAUGCACAUUAAAGCUUCUAUAUGUAUGUUACAUUCAUGUAUGCUCCACACCCAACUUGUCAUGGUAUGCACAAGCUCAGCUUAUUUCCAACAACAAUGGAUGUUACUCUAAAUAUGCUACUACAGACAGCUUUUGGAAAUCAAUGAGUGUGGUGUAAAAUUUCCUCUAAAGAGGGAUUCCAGAACGUUAUGGAAGUCACUUUAAAUAUGCUGGAUAAGUCAUGUGGAAAAAGAUCACAACUUGCAAUCAUCUGCUUUGUCUCAAAGCAAGAAUGACCACAAAUGGUACUCUGAAUAUAACAAAUGAAAAACAACAACAACAACAACAACUGACAUAAGGCAAUACAGAUGGCUAUUUACAAACUUUACAAGGGAGUUGAACUUGGGUCUGCCUAAACUACUCAGCCAUACUGAUUUAUGUGAGAAUUUUGUGAUGUGGUCCACAGUCCAAGAACUGUUACUGGGCAUAGUGGUCUGUGUCAUUUGUAAACAGCAAGUAGUACUUCACUUGACAGAGACUGCCAAUAGCGUGGCCUGUGAGGAACACUGGAAUAGUCUUAAGCUAGUUUACAUAGUUCUCCAUGAAAGCGUGGUAAUUAUCUAUCACAGGUGUUGUAAAAGUUUGCUGUUAUCCAUUAAAGCAUUGGAGUAAAAAAUACAAGUUUGAGUUGAAAUACAUGUAAGUGAUGUCAAAUUUUUUUUCUCUGUUGAGUGUACACACUGAAAAUAAUAACACAACAGGAAUGACUAUUAAUCAAGGUUUCUACAGUAUCCACCCACAUUUGUUGAGGGCAAGGCCUAAGCUGUCUAGGGGACCACACGUCACCUAUGUAAAUGACUGGAUUAACUGCUGUACAUUACUGAGCUGUCAUUAAGGCCCAUAACCCACACACCCCUUAUGUCUGAGUAUGCUUGAUGGGCCUUAAUUUUGCGGCUGAACUUGCUUGUUGUUGAUACAAUUCACCCAAAAACCAACAAGUUCAUUAAGGGUGUGAAGAUCCAGACAGCAGAUGACUCCGCUUAAUGACAGCACUGAAGUACACUCUGCACUAUCGGAGAUUGUCUCACUAGUUUGUAUUAAUUCUUUUAUUUUUUCACUUUUGCUUUUCCUCACUUUGGCCUUCUACUGGGCUUGCUUUUAGUUCCAGAAUUCCCAAGAAAGUAUCAUCGAAACGACAAAUUCGUACCAUGGAGUAGCCAAGGGAUGAAGAAGGAAAUUUUCCCCCGAGUUUUUCACUCAAAUUUCCAAGCGUUUUUCUACAUAUUUCAAGCUCAAUUAGCACAAUCACUCUGAUUUGGGUAUCACUGGAAAGAUCUCUUCCUCCUGCAGAUCUUGAGUAUGAGAGGUGCCUUUUCAUGUAAACACUCGGAGAGGAUGGCUCCGGUGAUGGCCAGGCAAGGACAGCAAGGGGUAAUUCUCCUACCAGGGUCAACUUUUCUCCAUAUAUAUAUAGGCCCUCAGUUAAACUAAUUCCACCCCAUGGUAGGUAGUACAAAGUGUUCGUUAUCAGUUGUACUUAAUAUUCAAGUACAGUUUAUUUCAUGAUUGCUUGAAAUUGAAACUAACAUCGCAUUUUAUUUGCUAAGAAUACAGUAAUUUUCAGAACAGUGUAAAACAGUUUAAAGGUCUCAAAUCAAAAUGAGGCAUAGUAUUGUAUAAGUCAUCCUGUACGCAACAUAUACUAACCAAUUGUCAAAGACCGCACAAUAAUCACUCACCAAUUACAAUAAUUUCAAGUUUGUAUUAACUAUAGAUGUUUUUGAAAUUGUUGCUCAUUAUGUUGACACUACAAGUAACACUAUCAAACUGUAUUUUCAAGUGGAAAAGGUAUUGUGCAAAUAUUUGGUGACUGCAUUUGGUUCACUGAACUUGGCCAAAUAUUCCAGAAUAAUAGCUAUUAGUCUCUUAUGUAGCCUUUUGUUCUAUUUCACAUAAGCAGGAUGCUUAUUUUAGAGGGGGAGUGGUGUUCCGUCUACACUUAGCCAGCUAAAAUCAAAUCAUAACAGAGGUAAUAAAGUUGUCAAAGUAAUACUGCGACUGAAGUACUUUUUUGGUACGUGUUCUCAAACCAGACGUAACAACUUAGUAAGCUUUUAGCAUUUAUCUGUGCACUAAAACAAGACUUGAAACAAGGUCUGAGAGCAAAAAACGAUGCAAAGCGAGCAAUCAGCGGUCAGCAGUUUUUCGACUGCGUGACAGCAGGUCAUCUUUUCUCUCAAAAUUUGACAGCGAACAAGAGGGUCCCCUAUACCUCUUCUGAAAACAGUUUCACGCAAAAUUGGCCUUUUCAUGCAUCACAAAAAAUUCGAAAAACAGCUUCACAUUCACAGAAAAAAGUAAGCAAUCACGUUUCACGCGAAAAUGCAAAUUCUAUUCUCGUUUCGCAAAACAUACAAAUACAAUCAUUACAAAAAUGUAUCUGGCAAUACUGAAAUGUACCACAGUAGAUAUAGCUGCACAUGGCCAUAUUUUGAUAAUUUCAGACUCUCUCAUUGUCAGCAAGUCUAGAUCUCUUGUGGAUUAGGGUAUUAUGCAUGUACAGUGGAACCCCGUUAAGACAGACACCAAGGGGACAUGCCAAAGUGUCCGUAUUAUCGGGGUGUCCGUAUUGAGCCGUAUU
This is a messenger RNA of Orbicella faveolata, 4164 nucleotides long. RefSeq lists its product as uncharacterized. The record is from RefSeq and is a predicted model, not a curated record. Lineage: Eukaryota; Metazoa; Cnidaria; Anthozoa; Scleractinia; Merulinidae.